AUGGAGCGACUUGAAGAAGCGCUACCGUUUGCCAAUCUCCGUGUCAUGAAGAGCGUCACGGCCUCGACGACAGGUUUUGCUCGUUUAACCACUCCAUCGCUCUCCACGAAAAUAACUUGGCGGCUCACUUGUGAGGUGAGAAUCAGUUCUCGCUCACCCCGGACGGCUAGGUUUAAGCCACGACUCAAAGCAGACGAUACACCAGACAGCACUGCCCACCCAGAUUGUGGCUGUCGUCGUGGUUUUUGCUUUGACGUGGCGGCAGUAAAGCCAUUGGCUGUAAGCCACAGCCACACGCAGGGAACCCCAAUGGCUGGCGGACUGUCCCUAUUUAAAAACUCCGGCACAGGACUAUUCACCCGCGAUGACAGCAUUCUUGCCUCCAGUCUCCUCCUGGCCGGCAAUUCUCUCAUGAAUCGGUCUUCUGAGCCUUCCUCCACUUCCACAUCGACUCCCACGACCGCGACACAGUUCUACUCCCAGUUUCAGAAUUACUACCACCUUCAUGAGAAUGAUAUUUUUCCCUCCUCCCUUAUCCCACCCCCCUCGACCACUACCAUCCCCACCGCCACAUGUGGUGAGGGCUACUCCUCACAAAUGCCAAACCUCACAGCAUCACUCCUUCGAAGUCGUUCCGACUCACUAAGUCGUCGAGCGUCGGAACCGAACUUGCAGAAAUUUGGUGCCUCUGUGGACAAUUUCAGCGCUGCUGCUGCUGCUGCGGCGGCUGUUGCUGCUGCCGCUUCCGCGACGGCAGACCGAGGCAUAAUGGUGCAGCAGAAGAAUACAACUGAACAGUUGGUUCGUGCCCUUCGUGGAAACCUUCUCCUGGAAGGAGACUCGUCACUUACAGCCACUACUGCUACCAGCACAGCUCAACCUCCAACUCAGACGAGCUCAGAGACAGAGCUGUAUCAAUCACCGAUGCAAGGCGCCUCCCAAGUCUACGAUGAAGACACCGAGGACAUUGUUGACGACGAUGAAUCCACUAUUUUCGUACAGGAGAGCAACGGCAACAGGAACAGUAAUGGUGGUGAAGAUGGCACCGGUACCAAAAGCCAUAACAAAAUUACAACUACCAUUGCUAUGACGCAGUCAUGA
Molecule: messenger RNA, 1101 nt
Organism: Echinococcus granulosus
Lineage: Eukaryota; Metazoa; Platyhelminthes; Cestoda; Cyclophyllidea; Taeniidae
Exons: 4
Coding region: 1-1101 (366 amino acids)
Source: RefSeq, a predicted model, not a curated record